Asparagus officinalis (garden asparagus) is the source of this 2122-nucleotide messenger RNA. RefSeq names its product diphthamide biosynthesis protein 2. The transcript has 10 exons. Gene Ontology annotation, biological process: protein histidyl modification to diphthamide. The record is from RefSeq and is a predicted model, not a curated record. The coding region runs from base 226 to 1716 and encodes 496 amino acids. NCBI's taxonomy places the organism in Eukaryota, Viridiplantae, Streptophyta, Magnoliopsida, Asparagales, Asparagaceae. Gene Ontology annotation, molecular function: 2-(3-amino-3-carboxypropyl)histidine synthase activity.
GGGGAACUUCUUCUUCCUUCCCCUUCCCUGUAUGUCAUUUCCCAAACACACUGUAUCGUUUACCCGACCCAUUACCAUCCGUGACCCGAACCCACACGUGCGAUCGCCUGCAAAAUUCGAAGUUGUAGGAGAGGAAAGAAAAACUUCAAGAAGAACAACCUCCCGCCGCCAUUAAAUUUUUUCCCUCUUUCUUCCAAAAUUAAUUCCAAAAAAAAAGAAGAUCCAAUGGACUUCGAAUUAAACUAUGAAAUCUUACGCACUGCAGAUUUCAUACGCAGCAGAAAUUUCACCAGAGUCGCACUCCAGUUUCCAGAUGAACUCCUCAAGGAUUCGACUAGGGUUUCAAAAGCCCUAAGAAACGAGCUCGGAAAGGGAGUGCGGUUGUUCGUGAUGGCCGACACGGCCUACGGCAGCUGCUGCGUCGAUGAGGUUGCUGCGUCGCAUGUCGACGCUGAGUGCGUUGUUCAUUAUGGCCAUGCUUGCAUGAGCCCGACAUCAACAUUGCCAGCGCUGUUUGUGUUUGGGAAAGCUGAGAUGGAUGUAAAGGAUUGUGUUGAGUGCUUAUAUCGUUGUAUGUCGAGUGGGAAAAAGCCUGUUCUGGUCCUGUUUGGAUUGGAAUAUGCACAUGCUUUGCAGGAUAUCAAAUCUGCCGUAGCUGACACCAUGUCGUUGGACGGCUCGAGUACUUCAGUACACUACGCAGAGGUUAUUUGUUCAAUUAUGAAUCCAUCACAAGAUAAAACAGGAAAGGAUCAUCUCCAGCCUCAUGAUCAUGCUGGUGUCAAUAGUAAUGACAAACUCCCUAGUAAAACGGAGUCGAGACAUGGCCUUGGAGGAUUGACGUGGAACAUGCCAGUCGGCCAGAGGAUGGAAGACAGCUUGUUGUUCUGGAUCGGUUCUGAGGAUCCUGCAUUUGCAAAUUUGGUGCUCACAUUCAACAACAGUGAAGUAGUUAGGUAUGAUGCAAAAGAAAGUAAAUUGCUGAAUGACUUCUCUCACCAACAAAGAAUUCUUAAACGCAGAUAUUACCUUGUGGAGAAAGCAAAAGAUGCAAACAUUGUUGGCAUUUUGGUCGGUACUCUAGGUGUUGCUGGCUACCUUCAUAUGGUUCGUCAAAUGAAGGAACUGAUUGAGGGUGCUGGAAAAAAGUCCUACACUCUUGUCAUGGGAAGACCAAACUCCCACAAACUUGCUAACUUUCCUGAGUGUGAUGUUUUCAUUUUUGUCUCUUGCGCCCAAACAGCUCUUUUGGACAGCAAAGAAUUUCUGGCUCCAGUUAUCACACCUUUUGAAGCUAUAUUAGCUUUUAGCAGGAGAAAACAGUGGACCGGUGAAUAUGUGAUGGAAUUUAGGGAUUUAGUUAAUUCUUGUACAGCAGAAGUUGGCAAGGGCAUGGUGGAAGAUGAAGCUCGAUUUUCCUUUCUUCAAGGUGGUUAUAUGGAGGAUUUCCAGCCCGAAGAAAAUGGAGGCGAACAGAAGGAGAGUUCAAUGGACUUGAUAGAGGCAACAGAGAAAGCGCUCACUAUGAAAACUGAAUCUGUGGAUUCUAUUCUAUUCAAAGGAACAGCAAGAUCUGGGGCUGAGUUCUUUGCAGCUCGAUCCUAUCAAGGUCUUAAUGUGGACUACAAAAAUCCAUCUCCUCAAUCUUACAUAAUUGGUAGGACUGGCAGGGCUGCAGGUUACCAGCAUGAGAAGAACAAGCAGGAUACAGAUUGACCUGGCUACUGAUUUUAUAAGGCUUGCUAGUUGUAUUGCUAUGCUCCAGCCUCUCCUCCAACACCAAUUCGUUGGUUAUUACGGGUGUAUGACGCUUUCGCGUUGACCAUUUGAUUCCGCAAAUGUAUAUUUAUCAGUACAUCUAAGUGUUGGAAAUUGGUGGCGGAGAUACUAGGGAUGGUUCUCGAAUGUAGAAGGCCAUGGUGGUUUCCCCUUUGACGAUAUUGGUGAAAUCAUGUAAUUUCUGCUGGGUUAUAACUUUGGGAUUUAUUUGAUUAUUGUGACUGAGUGGAUUAAGUUCCUAGUGGCCAAGUGAGCACAGCUUGAUCCAAUUAUCCUUUGUACAGUAUUCAAUAUAUUUAGCGAAGUGAGAGUGUUAAUUAUAAAUUUUGAUCCUCUCUGGCUU